AUGUUAAAUGAUUUUCAACACAAAGGUGAUUUUGACUUUUUAUAUUCAAACAACACUAUUGACACGUUAUUAUACACAAGCCCAUUCAAAGUACUUUUAGAUAGUCACUUAUUACGAUAUGGUGAUUCAGAUAAGAUAUAUUGUCAUGUGAACCACACAGAAGACACACAAUAUCCAUAUUACAUCGAAAGUUAUUGCCCACUCACUGAUGCAUACAUCACACCAAUUGACACCUUUUAUCAAAUGAAAGUCAAAGUAGAUGCGCCCAAACAGAAUUCAAUUGUUAAAAGCGCAGAAAACGAAGAAAAUGUUAUUGUAAUUGGAAACCAAAAAUACGACCUGUCACUCACCGAAUUUAUUGAGAUUGAGAUGGAAUCCGACAAACUAAUUGUUUUAGAUAAUAUUAUGAUAACAAAAAACAUGUUUUUUGUUGCAGCGAAUGGGUUUGAAUACAACAACACGUCGUGUAAGUUGGGGUAUUUCCAAAACGGCUUUUUCAUCUGUCAAAAUCAUUUACCAUGUUCAAAUGGUGGUAAGACCACUGAUGGAAGAUGUGCAGCAUGUCAAGUCAUAAAUUGUGUGAUGUGUGAUGGCGAUAAAGGCAAAUGUAUGAAAUGCAAAGAGAAUUUGACAUAUAAUACCAAUACAAACACAUGUGAAGAAUACACAAACUGCCUUUCAUUUACAGAAGACAAGUGUCUUCGAUGUAAUGAUGGCUUUGUAUUUGAAGGUAACAAUUGUGUUGAUAUCACCAAAGACAACCGAAAUUGCCAGAUAAAAGUCGGCGUUCCAUCAGAGUGCAGAUUGUGUGAUUUAACAAACACGACAUUAAUCAACAGCAAUGGAGUUUGCAAUGGGUUUUAUGUACAAGACAACAUGUGUAACAACUGCACAAUUAACAACGAAGGAAGUUUGUUGUGUUCAUUUAAAAACACCGAGAAGUGUGACAAAACGUAUUAUGUGAAAGAAGAUGGCAGUGUCUGUGUCAAAAAUGUGUGUUCAGAAGGAAUAAAUAACGAAGAAAAUGGGAAGUGUGCACCACAAAUAGACAACUGCAUAAAGUAUGUGAAUGGCAGGUGUGUCGAAUGUUCUUCAAAGUACUCAUAUGAUGGCAAUGUGAGUUGUGUUGAGCCAUCAACAGUUGAUGUGAACUGUGGAAUGGCAACUCCGGUUGGGUGUAUCAGAUGUGAUGGAAAUACCUUCCUGAAUGUAAUGACACACAAAUGUGAGACGUGCAACUCAAAUUGUGAAAGUUGUUUGGAUUCAACUAAGUGCCUGUCAUGUGUAGAUGGGUACUUUUUGAGUAACCACAUCUGCAAAUCGAAUGACGCUUUGAAUGACACUUGUGCACGAAAAGUACCAAAUGGGAACGGCUGUUUGUGGCUGUUCAUGUGUAAAGACGGGUAUUACACAGUCAAUGGAAAUGAGUGUCAGAAGUGUGUUGAAAGGUGUGCAAAGUGUUCAGAACAAUAUCGGUGCACAUCAUGUGAUGACACAUUUGUGCUCAAAAGCACCAGUUGUGUGAGUUAUAACACCAUCACAAAGUGCACAAAAACAAAAGAUUCAAAAUGUUCAUCAUGUACAUUUUGGUAUUCACCGAGUGACGAUGGCACAUUUUGUUCGAAAACGGCAGUGUGGUGGGUGAUACUUCUUAUAGUUGUUGUUAUCAUCGCCAUUCUUGUGUUGGUCACAGUGUUGGUCUUCUUUGUAAUGGUUAAAGUCAUUAAGAACAAAAGAGAUACCAGUGGACUCACACUCUUCAAAUUAAAGCACACAAAUAUGACUUUUGUUGAGAUGGCAGACGGUCUGACAAUUCACACCAGAAAUGAAGGAUUUGUGAUCACCGACGAUGACUUGGACGAGGACAAAAUUGAUGUCAACAAAGAAAUUAAGAAUCUGUUUUCUAUUGGCAACACAACAAACCAUAAAGUCAAGAUUCAGUUCACUUCUAAAACAAAUGAGAAGUACUAUAUUUCAUUUUACCCACAGAUAAUAACAAUUCCUCCAAAUUAUGGGUGCGAGUUCAGUCUCUUUUUGACGCCACUGUGCAACUCGACUAUGGACAGCAGUUUUGUGAUCAAUUAUUUUAUCUUUGCAAAUGACUCCGAAACGUGUACACAUCAGAUGGACUUUAAGUACAUCACCAAAAUAUCAACACGACUUGAUCCAGACAGUUUAAUUGAAGAGAAACAAAUCAGUGUAGGCUCUUUUGGUGUUGUCUUCAAAGGAAAAUUGGGAAGGAAUACAGUUGCUAUCAAAAAGAUGAAAAACGCCACCGACUCAAAAGACCAAAUGGCUGAAUUUGAGAAAGAAGUGUCAAUGCUUGAUAAAUUUAGGUGUGAUUAUAUCAUAUGUAUGGUCACUGAAUUUGCUGAGUUUGGGUCUGUGUGUGAUAUGUUGAAAAACAAAGACGCAAAAGAUGUGGAUAUGAAAUUGCGAAUCAAAAUGUGUUUAGACGCAACAAAGGGGGUGUCUUAUUUACAUAAAAAUGGAAUACUUCACAGAGACAUCAAACCAGACAAUGUAUUAUUAUUUUCAUUGAAUCCAAACGAUGUUGUGAACGGCAAAUUGACUGAUUUUGGAUCAAGCAGAAAUAUUAACAUGAUGAUGACUAACAUGACAUUCACAAAAGGUAUCGGAACACCAAUUUACAUGGCACCUGAAGUGUUAAAUAAAGAAAAGUAUAAAAUGCCUUGUGAUAUUUAUUCACUUGCAAUUUCAUUCUUUGAAAUCAUUGGAUGGGCAGAACCAUUUCCUAAAAAGAGGUUCAAACAUCCAUGGGAAAUAGCAAACUUUAUCGGGAAAGGAGACCACCUCACUUACAAUGAAAACUUUGGCAUUGAGACACAAGAAAUGAUAAACUCUAUGUGGGAUAUCAAACCUAAAAAACGAAUUUUAUGCGACGAAAUUGUGAAAAGACUCGAAACCAUUUUUUCCAAAUUCCAAUAA
Molecule: messenger RNA, 2949 nt
Organism: Entamoeba invadens IP1
Lineage: Eukaryota; Evosea; Mastigamoebida; Endamoebidae
Product: protein serine/threonine kinase, putative
Exons: 4
Coding region: 1-2949 (982 amino acids)
Biological process (GO): protein phosphorylation
Molecular function (GO): protein kinase activity; ATP binding
Source: RefSeq, a predicted model, not a curated record